Messenger RNA from Anneissia japonica, 11529 nucleotides. RefSeq names its product short transient receptor potential channel 4-like. Bases 895 to 4476 code for a protein of 1193 amino acids. Gene Ontology annotation, biological process: regulation of cytosolic calcium ion concentration; manganese ion transport; calcium ion transmembrane transport. NCBI's taxonomy places the organism in Eukaryota, Metazoa, Echinodermata, Crinoidea, Comatulida, Comatulidae. Gene Ontology annotation, molecular function: inositol 1,4,5 trisphosphate binding; store-operated calcium channel activity; protein binding. Gene Ontology annotation, cellular component: cation channel complex; membrane. The record is from RefSeq and is a predicted model, not a curated record. The transcript has 12 exons.
AUAUAUAUAUAUAUAUUUAAAAAGGAUUUAAGAAUAAAUUAAGUUUGGUACAAUUGGCGAAUGGAAAGGAUUACGCAGAUAUGGCUUGAUCGGCAUCAUUUUUUUUGCGAAGUAGUUUGGACAAAAAUAGAUCAUCUUAAUUUGCCACGAAUAUAAUCUUGUUUAUUGCAAAUUAGACUCGAUUUCUCUAUAAUGGAAUACGACUCUUCAGAGGAAUUAUGGUUUCAAAUCAAAAUUAUUUACAGGAUCCAUAAAUAAUUCGAGAAUUUGUGUUUAUUCAGGUAUUGAUAUAUAAAUUCCAUAGCUUGGAGGAGACGUGGAUAAGUUCAAUUGACGUACAGAAAUGUUGCUGAUAACAAAACUCAAUUAGGAGAUAUUUUUCAACGACUGUUCAUUGAUCCAUCCUGGUCUAAUACAUAAGAAGAUAACAGUGGUCUGGGAUCAUAAUAUUCGCAGGGGGGAGAACCAACGUACAACAGACGUAACUAUGUGUCUCUGAUACGAAAUAUAUUGAAAUUGGAGUUAUUUGUUGUCAUGAAACAACGUACUGUUAAGCGUCCAGAUUGUCUUUCCUGUUGACAAGCGCUUCAGUUUUAUCGGAGACAGCUGCAGUGUGUCCACGAGAGUCUAAUUUACUCUCACAACUCAAUCAUCCCUUUGAGUAGGGCUGAUUCCUAAUUAAGUAUACGCUUAAUGAUCACUGUCAUAUUUAUAAAUAUAUUAUAUAUGUAUGUGAAUAAUAUAUAUCUAUUCAUAAUAAUUCUGGCUGAUUUGACAGUUGACCAUGGUAUUGUUAUUCAUAAUGUGAUGAGACAAAUAGGCCCCUACGUUCGCCAUGUGAUAUGAUUUCAGUGGUUUUGAGAUGGGCGAGGAUUAUUCAUUUUGCUUUUAUUUAUGAUUGCGUUGAAAAAAAUAAAAAUGCAGGUUCCUGAGUACCCUCCAGAGAUGGAAGAUGAGUUUCGCAGGUCGUUAUGGACGGAUUCUGAUUCGGACGCCGCCGCCAUGCCUGCCUACUACCGGGUGGACUCGAGCAGUGACCGGAUCCCCUUGCACAUAGUGCGCAAGGAGACGCCACUGUCACCGUCCGAGAAACAGUACCUUCUUGCGGUGGAGCGAGGAGAUUUCGGCAGCGUCAGACAGUUUCUCGAGGAGGCUGAGAUUUACUUCAAUAUCAAUAUAAAUUGUGUCGACCCUUUAGGACGGACAGCUCUUAUGAUCGCAAUACAAAAUGAAAACAUAGAAGUUACUGAAUUAUUACUGCGACAUAAUAUUCAUGUUGGGGAUGCCUUAUUGCACGCAAUUGACGAGGAGGUGGUUGAGGCUGUGGAACUUAUUUUAAAGCAGAAACCGCUAUCUAAGAAGGAUAUUAGGGUGCGCAUGCUCCAGACAGAAGGGCUCGAAUCAGAUUUUACUGCCGACAUAAGUCCUGUUAUGCUGGCUGCCCAUCGAAAUAACUAUGAAAUCUUAAAGCUACUUUUAGAGAGGGGUGCUACAAUACCUAAGCCACACGACGUGAAAUGCGGGUGUGAUGACUGUAUAUCCAGUAUCAAACACGACGGUCUCCGUCAUUCUCGCUCACGUCUAAACAUUUAUAAAGCUUUGGCCAGUCCAUCGCUUAUAGCCCUUUCUAGUGAGGAUCCAAUAUUGACAGCAUUUGAACUGAGUGGCGAAUUGAGACGCCUUAGCAAGCUUGAAAACGAAUUUAAAGAGGAUUAUGAGGUAUUAGUGGAACAGUGCAAAGAGUUUGCGACAUUAUUAUUAGACCAAACUAGAGGGUCUCAAGAACUGGCUAUCAUUUUAAAUCGAGAUGCCGACUCACCAACGGGUGUGGAACCUUUAAGUCGGUUAAAACUCGCCAUCAAAUAUAAACAAAAAGCGUUUACGGCUCAUCCAAGUUGCCAGCAAUUACUAGCCGAGGUGUGGUACAGAGGGUUGCCUGGGUGGAGACGUCAACAUUGGGCACUUAAAAUAAUGAUUAGUUGUUUUAUCGGACUCUCGUAUCCUAUGUUAUGUAUAAUGUACCUUUUAUUUCCGUGUCACAAGAUAGGACAGCUUCUUCGUCUUCCAUUCUUGAAGUUCCUCUGUCAUAGCUCAGCGUAUCUUCUUUUUCUCGUCUUGCUGAUCCUUGCUUCUCUUGAUGUUGGUGGGGCGUAUGCAGAGAAAAGAACGAACACUAGAGGGCCUGCUCCAACAGACGUGGAAGUUAUGAUUUUGGUGUGGAUUUUUGGUUACAUUUGGGCUGAAGUUAAGGAAUUAUGGAAUAACGGUCUAAUUGAAUAUAUGGGCGAUUGGUGGAAUAUACUCGACUUCAUGACUAAUUCAUUAUAUAUGGGAGUUAUUGGAUUACGUGUCACCGCUUACUGUUUGAAAACGUUCAAGGCAGACUUAUAUCCAUCCAAAUGCGAAAGGGAAUUUUGGUCUGCCUGGGACCCCACGUUGAUAUCAGAAGCCAUGUUUGCGGUAGCGAAUAUAUUAAGUAUGUUACGUUUAGUUUAUUUCUUCACGGCAAAUUCACAUCUGGGACCGCUUCAAAUAUCACUAGGAAGGAUGGUUGAGGACAUUCUCAAAUUUAUGUGUUUGAUAGUUUUGGCACUAUUUUCGUUCUCGGCUGGAUUGAAUCAACUUUACCUGUACUAUAAAACAGACGGCGUGGAGGGCUGUUUCGGUAUUAUGUGUGAGAAUCAAAACAAUGCAUUUACACAGCUCUUCCAAGCUUUACAGGCUCUAGUAUGGGCAGUGUUUGGUUUAGUUAGUUUGGAAGUGCUCAAAGUAGAACCAGAACAUUACGUCACUGAAUUCGUUGGGGCGUGGAUGCUGGGUGUUUACUGCAUCACCACAAUCAUCGUGUUAGUCAACUUACUCAUUGCUAUGAUGAACACGUCUUUUCAACACAUUGUGGAGAAAACUGAUGAAAACUGGAAAUUUGCAAGAUCUAGAACAUGGAUCAGCUAUUUUGAUGAAAGCGGAAGCCUGCCCCCACCGUUCAAUAUCAUCCCAAGUCCUAAAACUAUUUAUUAUAUACUUCGAUGGCUCAAGCGUAAAGCUUGUAGUCUCACUGUUAAACGUAACUCAGAAAAAGAUAUAAGGAAAAAUGUACUAAAGAGGAGGGAGAAUGACGAAAACUAUCAGAAAGUUGUGCGGAAUCUAGUCAAACGAUAUUUGAAAUUCAUGAAACGAGGCCAACAGCAGACUGGUGUUAGUGAGGACGAUUUGAAUGAGAUAAAGGUGGACAUUUCAGCCUUCCGUUACGAAAUGCUUGAAAUUUUAAAAAGCAAAGGUUUCAGCACACCUCAGGAUUCCAAAAGCUUGCACACCCCACUUUCUGGGCCUAAAGGCGGUAAGAAUCCAACAAGCAGCUCCUGGUCGUCGUCAGUAUCUAUGGUCUCAUCGGUGGAUAGUAUCCCGGACUAUCUUCUUGGAUCUGGACACAGACCCAAGAAGACAAAGCGAAGUCCACAGCAUAGAGACAGCCUCCAUAAACCCUUAAAGACGGACCCCAUUCAAGACGAGGAUUACGCCUUGCCAGAUUUUUUAAAGGUUAAAAACGUUAAGAAUGUUAUAGGAGCAGUUAAUGAGUUAAGAAAAGCCACUUCCAUGAGGAGGAGAAUGAGUGAAGCUGCAAUGAAAUCGAAAUCAAUGGCUGUUGAUCGAAUAGAAGAAGAGGAAACAGAGAUAACAACACCGCCAACACCACCGCCACAGACAACAGCAUCAACGGUAACUCCUCCAGUGCCAAAUCCGAAACCCCACCAGCAUGCGCGACGGAAAAACGGGUCAAAUGUAGCACCAGUACCCGUCAAACCACCGACACCUCCACCGAAACCUACCCUCACCGCUAAACAUGCCGAGCCCGUAAAUGGACAGGUAGACGAUAGAGAGACUAAAGCUGAUGUAAUUCAGUUAGAAGACAUAUCUUCUGCAUCCUGGAAGCGGGAAAAAACGUUUGCCAACCGGAACGAUAUCUCCUUAGACACGGAUGACUUACCCGAACAACCGAGCCUAAAUCCGUCCCCAGAGGCAGGAGGUGAGUCUCAGAGUACAUCUGGAUUUGGUUCCCAUAACAACAGUUUUCAGUCCCAGGAUUCUGUUGAGGACGAGGACCAGGAAAACAAGUUAAUGGAUUCAGAAUUCAAUGACAAUGAGCUAAAUACAAGAAAACAUAAGGGAGCGUAUCCUCUAUUAGAUAUUCCGAAAGACGAACUAGGAUUACCUAAGGUUAAAUGGCCCCCAACGCGCUCGUCGUUUCUGUGGGGUAACUCCACAAAAACCCAAAAUGACGACGAGCAGGUUACACGAUUUUUCAGUUCCGAGGAAACCCGAGACAAGAUCGAAGUUACGUCAUUCUCUUCCUUGACACCCGUCGUACUGACUUCCCGAACCGAAGACACCCGUAAGUGGGUGGAGGGUGAAAGACAAUGUUUCCUUCUUAAUCAACUAACACUCCAAAUAACACACGCCAUCACAGUUUCAAAAUAACUUAGAUUUGUGACUGAAACAUCUUCGGAAUUUCACAAUUGGUCAGAAGAGCGCAUGCGUGCCGAGCAAACAUUGCAUGUCGUAGGACCAAUGCGAAGUACACGUGCAACGAAGUGCCUUUAUAAAUAAAUUAAUUUGAAACUUUUUCAGAAACGAAAUCUAGGUCAGAAGAAGCUGUGAUAAUAUAUAUUAGCUUGAAUCAUUCAUUAGACAAACUUGUGAUAUAUAUCUUCUUUUUUAGAUGCUCUUUUGGGUUUCUGUAUUAUGGAGAGAAUGCAAUGACUAAUAACUCAGUGUUAUGUAAUUCCAUAAACCUUGAUUUCGUCAUCUGUGUUUACCGCAAUGUUCUCUGAAUAAAUGAUUUUGCAAACAUCUUGGCUUUUCAAUGAAGGUAUUAAAUCUAUUAAUGAUUAAUAAUGUUUUAUUAUUAAAUCCAUGAUCUAAUAAGUCAUUAGAGAAACCUAUACAAAACUGAGGUUAUUAUAUUACGAACGGUAGGUUACGAAUGUGAUACACACACCCACAAUGCACUGCGGCAAACACUCAUGACGUAAUUAGCUAUGGAUAUUGUGAUAUAUUUGGAAAAUUAAUAAUGAAAAAUCUGCAAUGUUUUUUGGAUAGCAUCUCCAAAACAAAAACAAAAACAAAAACAAAAACAAAAAAUAAAAUAUACAUUAUUUCAUAAUAUUUUGUUCAAAAAGUUCAUAUUUAACAUUGAUUAUUGCAUUAAUUUAAUUUAUAUAGCUUUAAUUUUAGAAUUGCUUUGUAUCAGUGCUUCAAACUAACUGCUAUUAAUAACGACCAGCAAAAAAUUUAAACAUAAAAGACAUGUUUUUUUUUUUUUUUUAUUAUUUCUUAUUUCACUGUAAUUGGUACAGUAAUACUCAUUUCGCUCAAUAUGUUCCAAACUCAACACAAUAUGCUAUAUUUUUUAAUUUGUUUUUUGGCAACAGUGGUUUUUAAUAACGAUGGCUAAACUGUAAAAAGAAACAAAUGUAAUUCACUUCAUCUUGACUUCCAAAAAUGGCUUAUGUUCUGUAACCUAAAAUUUAUAUAAUUAUUUAUCAUUCUAUACUGGCGCUGUGUACCUUUUCAAUUUAAAUUCAAAUUCAAAUGAGAUUAAUUUCCAAUUUUGUAAACAAAAUUGAUCUUUACCUAUAUGGAUCUAGGUUGGACUCAUUUUGGGAUUCAAUGGUGGUUAGAUAACCGCACAUGCGCACUGGUUUUCCUGAUGUAUUAGCGACAUAAACUCUUCUAUACACUCUCUGGCAAUCAAACACUUUCUAUGUUUAAGUUUGGAAACAUUGUCUAACCAAAACUUUGGUGAAUUGUCCCAAUUAGAUUAUACCAUCAUAUCCUCAAUUACUUUCAGAGUGCUAUGUUUCGCUUCACAUUUCGCAUGGGAAACUAUAUUACUAACAUCCGUACUUUGCAUAGAUUCGUACUGUGAACGAGAAAAUGAUGACAAUAUAAACCACGUGUCGUCCUGUUUAGUUUAAAUUAUCAUACAGCUACUGCAUAUGACUAUCAUUAUAUAGGCCUACCCUCGAAUCAGGCUGGUUCAAAAGUUCACCAGUUUGAUACCUAGGCAUACGUUUAUAAAUACUAAAAAUGAUAUGAAUUCUAUGACAUUUUUCAAAGAUUAAAACACCAUUCUGGCAACAAUAAAAUUAAUCUAUGUUCGUAUUAAACGUUACUGUACAUUGUACAGAUCAUAGACCCUGCACAGAUUAAAUACAAUGUUGGUUGCCAUGAUACUUAUAGAAUUACGAAAAAUCUAGUAGCCGUCAUAUUUCGUCAACAGUACGUUAUCAUUUUUAUAUAUCCAUUGACUUGUUUCAUACGCUUUGAGAAAUUAUAGUUUGCUUAUAUUUGUUUUUAAUUGCAUACUUAAGUUUAGGGUACCGUUAUUUUCUGGACUGAUUAUUUGCUCAGGCUGUUCUAGCUACCUCGACAUGUACAGUAUAUUUUUUAGUUGUAAUACAAUAAUAAGUUGCAUGUAUUUAGUUCGCCUUAAUUCGUGAAUGCCGGGUUUUCCCUUGCAACUUUGAAGUUGGAGUGGAAUUAGAAUAACAUCUAAUAAUUAUUCUAUUUAUAUACCUUCUACCGUAACCAAACCGCCUGUUUAUUUACCGUACCUAUCCCUACAUAAAAAAAAUGUGUAUGUGGUUUAUUGUAGUUUAGAAUAAUAGCAUUUAUAGUUGAUCCAAGUUUUUUUUUAUUUUUUUUUUUUUUAUAGUUUUUAUACCACUCCUUAUUUCACUCGUGUUUUUAAAUUCUAGUAUUGGUAUUUAGUCUCAUAUCUAUUUUACUAUUCUUGGAACCCACGAGAAACAUAUAGGCCUAUUAUAUUUAAACUAAUGUAUAUAUACUUGAGUAUAUGAACCUACUAAGUAAUAUAUAUAGGCCUAUAUAAUAUAAAGUAAGGUUGCCGUUAAUACUGUUAAAUGAAAUGAUAUAUAAAUAAUCAAAGAAAGGUAUAAAUACAGUGUUUGAAUAAGGACAUAAUAGUACAUCGUGUAGCAUAGCUCUCAACGAAUGUUGAGAGCUAUGCUACGGAACAUUCGUUGACAGCUAUGUUACACAAUGUACGAUGUACUAUUAUGUCCUUUAUUCAACACUGUAUUUACCUUUCUUUGAUGAUUCGUAUAUAUAUAUAUAUAUAUAUAUAUAUAUAUAUAUAUAUAUAUAUAUUCAUUUGUACUCUCUUCUUCUAUUUAGAUCAGUAAUUGUUUCAUGUGUUUUAAUUUGAGUUUGUUUACAAUGUAUACCUUGAGGUCAAGAUAUGUCAGGCUUACGGAAUUUUCAGUCUUGCAUUGUAUUUAUGUUUAUGUUUUGAUUUUAUAUCCAAUACCAGGUACCAAUAGGCCUACACAGGCGACGUGAUACGGUAUGCAUCGGAUGUUAUCUAUGUAAAGUGUAAUAUCUCUGAAGGGUUUAGCCAGAAAACAGUGAAUUGGUUUAGCCAACGCUUUAGUUAUGAUAGGCCUGUAGUCUAUCAAACGUGUAACUAUAAUCUUAUAUAUUAACUUAUUUAACCUAAUACACAUAAAGGUGUAUGUACAUUAAACCUCUCAGGAAUACAACGUUAUGGCACUGUGUGUUAGUUUUAAUGAUAGAGUCGUGUAAUAUAUGAACCCAUUUUACAAUAUAUAAUUUUAUACAUUUAUUAUAUUUGAUCAAUACUUAUUGAAAUGCUACAGAUUAAUAUAACGGUUGGAUUAUUUUUAUUUACAUGUGCAAUGCAUAAUUUUUAGAAUAGAUAGAAGUGGAUCCAAUUACUAUAAUUGUUUAGUAUAGGCCUAGUAAAAGUGACUUCAUCCUUUUUGGUAGAUUCUAACUACCAUGACUUUAGCAGAGGGAAGUGUGGCUUCUUAUGGUGACGUCAUGCAUAAUAGCAAAAUACUAGCUUACAACAAACUAUUUCCUCCAUGUGCAAACAACGUGAACAGAAUUAGGUACAAGAUAGUUUAAUACAUAAUUCAAGUAUCGAAACGCACGCCAUCGUGUCGGGAUUCAAUAUUUUGACAUUAAUUACGUCAUCAGAAAUGAAAAAAAUAUCCAUAUUUGCAAGCUUAUAUGCACAAAUACCAAAAGUGUGAUUUAAUUAAUAAUUUCAGGUAGACAUUUUAAAUAUGCAUGAAGUCACCAUAUAAGCCACACCCCCUUAGUUGAAAUCGUGGUAUUUAGUAAAUACCAUGAUUUUAUAUCAUCUUUAAUUAAGACUAGUGGAGGUAUAUCUCCAUACCAAUUUGCUUUCAUGUGACUUACUAUUAUACAUUGCGUAAUGGAAAAAUUCAAAGGUGUAUACCACUUGGCCUCAUAGCUCAGUUGGUAGAGUAUCCAACGGUAAUCGGAAGGACUUGGGUUCGAAUCCCGAUGGGGACAUACGUUAUCCUCAAAAUAGUUAUCUUAAUGAAAACUUAAAUUUCAUAACAUCAGAUACAAGAUAUGCUAGCCAUUUUCUUCAUUAUGGCCUGAUGACCUAGAGGGCGCCAGCAUAAACUGGUUUUACCUUCAGCCGAUAAAAAGGGUAAACUUAGCAUACAGUGUGGCGUUGUGGUCAUUGGACAAACCUAUUGAUACAUUUUUCGAAGAGUGAUUUUAAGUCGAGGUACUUGGUGCCCUGCAACCUGUCUACUUUUCAGAAUUUUCCCAAAAUUUGAUCAAAGCGAACUGUGUAUCGAAAUAGCUUUUUAAAAACUUCAGUGGAGCUGAAUUUUGUGGAAAUUAGGCCUAAUUAUAAUUAUGAAUAUACAAAGCAAUCAGGAGAUACUUAUUAACCCUGAUAAAUAGUUAGGGUUAAUAUUUACCGGAAAUCAAAUCGGAAUUCAAUGAAUUUGUUAUAUUAUGUAGAACCACGAUCAUAUUGCAUGUACCUUCAACAUUUUGUGCGUACAAUGGAAGGCUCUCUUGUAUGUCUAGCGCCCUUAUAGUAUAUAUUGGGAUUUUGUAGAAUGGAUUACGCUUGCUACUAAAAACAUCGAAACUGGUUUUGGAAUGCAAGUUUAUUUGUUGCUGUUGUUGUUUUUUUUUUCAUUUUAAUUGUUUUUUAUAUAAAAUUUUGUUUAGAUAUGUGCCUUAGAAAUUAUUUUAAAUUCAUCCCUCCUCGGUUUAAAAAUAAAAUUAGAAGUAGAACAGGUAAGCUAUCACCAAUUACGUAAUAUUAUUACUUCAAUUCGUUGUUUCAUUUACUUCCUUUUCAAGUAAAUGUUCCUUUUUUGUUUGUUUUAUUAAUUAAUGAAAAAUGAAAAAAAAAAUCACAAUUUACGAUUCUGUAUAAAUUAAGGCAUAAAUUAAUGGACGGCGUCUAAAAUGUUUUAAAACAAUCACAUAUGGACCCUGUUGUAACAAAACACAACUAUCUAUCAACAUGACAUCAGAAGAAUUGCCAACUGGUUGUAAAUUAGGCCUUCAAUAAAUGGACACAAUUGAAUUACUGUCUUCUCGAGAACGGGAGGGAGCUACAGAGGCGAGAGACAGAGAGAGAUGUUAUAUAAAUUUGGAUAUAUUUUUAGACGAAAAUAUGUAGGGGUUUUUUUUUAGUGGCUUGAGAUUUUUUUAUAUUUUUAUCAGAUGAAAAUGUAAAUAAACAGCAGAAACAAUGUCAGUUUUUGGUUUAGAGCUAAAUGUAUAAUAUUGUAACUAAAAUUAUAUAAUGGCUCCGAGCGGGGCUCCUAGUUAGGAACGUUGUCGAAUAAGAAGAUAGUGAGCUUUCGAUUGCACGACGACGGUAGGACGUAGAACGUAAUGAUGUCACUAAAAGUCAUCUGCGCAUGCGAAAACGUUAAGUUCUCCUCGUCGCGUGGAUUCUAGGACGCAAUUUCGCCACAUCUACGUAUACAGAGAACUCAUGAGUGAUUCCGUUCUAGCGUCGCGUCGUCGCGCAAAUCGAAAGCUUUCUACUGUAUAACUCUGUCCACUGGCAUUGCUAUCAUUUAUGAUGCAUGUGUAAAAUAAAUAUGUGUGAACACUUUACAGAACAAGAAAUUCAUUGUUGACAAUGCCGCGUUGCCAUUGACUUUGAUUAGUCUGAUUGAAUUAGCAAGAUGAACAGUAACGUAAGUGUACGGUAACUGUUUGACAGACAAUAAGAUGUCUACUUACAACUGAUAUUCACAAAAGUAGAUCUAAUGACAAUACACAAAUCCAAUUAGGAAAGCUAAAGGCGCUCUUUAUCAGUACCGCCAUCGCUGGGGGCCUUCUCGGGUUCUUCGCGUCGUACAUGGCGUAAAUUUCAUGGUGCAAAGUAUUUAGAGUAGGCCAGCAUUACGAUAACACAAUACUGUACGUAAUACAACUUCAAAAUUACAUUUGUAUAAGAUGGUUUGUAUGUCCCCACUGGAUGCCCCCAGCUGUGGCGUCUGAGCAGAGGGUGAAUAUUCGCUUUAAAUGGAUCGGUAUAUAAAUGUCUGGACGCACACAGUAAUUACUAUACGUAGCAUAUGUAUAUGUACAGCCUAAUGGUAGUCUAUUAUAGUUGGCAUGCAAUUUCUAUUCAUAUUAUACCUCAGAGGGUUGUUUAUAUACAGUAACCAUAAACAUUGUCAUGCACACGUUGAACUACAAGAUGGUUUUUAUACUGACUGUAUCCUUAGCAGUAGUUCUGGGUGCUAACAUGAGUGCGAACUGCACACGGUAUACACCGUUUGAUUGGGCGUAUUUUGAAAUAGCGCCACCAACGCCUGAAAACUUGCAACUUUUUACUGGGGACAUCCAGUAUGCCAAAUAAAAACCGAAAGACUGCAGGUUUUAUGCGCCCCAAUUUUAUUUAUAUAUAUAUUUUUUCGUUUUGGCAUAAAGUUUUCAAAGACUAGGCUAUAACAAGAAAGAAAGCCUUAUACCGCCCACAAAUAAGCAAAAUGCUCACCCCAGUGGUUGCCAGGUUUUCGAAAAUUUUCAUUUGACGAAAAUGGUAUAUAUCGUUUACAGGUAAAUUCAUUGUUUGCAAUUCUAUGCAUUUUGUUCUUUAGAUAUUGAUAUUCUCUACUUUAGAUAUUGAUAUUCUCUAUUAUCAUUUUACCGUUCUAUUAAGAUUACAGUAUAUCGGUACACGUUUUAUUGAACCUUUUGUAGGUUGUUAAAACUCAUUCAAUAUUCUGUUUCUGUAUUAUUUUGGGCCAAAAGCGAAGAUUAUAACAGUUUCUAGCAUUAAAACUUUUUUUUUUUUAAAUCAGAUUCUCUAUACAAUAAAAAGAUCACAGAAUUAAGGUUUUAUAAAUUUUAAGAAUAUAAGAUUAGAAUUCGUAACUCAUUUAUUACUAAUAAUAGUUUACAUUUGCAAUAUAAUUUUCCUUUUAUAAUAGUUGUAAUGUAACAUUAUAAUUUGUGACGUAAUGUUCAUUGCAAUACAAAUACCGACGAAUUGAGGCAUUAUUUUAUUUAAUUUUUUUUAAUUUAUUUUGUUUUAAGAAAUUGAAUUAGGCCUACAACAGACGUUAAAUCGUAGGCCUCGUAGAGGAAUGUAACAUAAUAAUACUAUCAUGUCUUAAAUUUAUGAAAUGUAUUCUGGUCUCCAAAGUUAUAUAAAAUAAAGGUUAUACAGUGUAUGAA